Drosophila montana is the source of this 5777-nucleotide messenger RNA. It is a transcript of the gene Neurl4, whose product is annotated as neuralized E3 ubiquitin protein ligase 4. Gene Ontology annotation, molecular function: ubiquitin protein ligase activity. The coding region runs from base 242 to 5578 and encodes 1778 amino acids. NCBI's taxonomy places the organism in Eukaryota, Metazoa, Arthropoda, Insecta, Diptera, Drosophilidae. The transcript is spliced from 9 exons. The record is from RefSeq and is a predicted model, not a curated record.
UAAAAGAAGAACAAAAAGUAGACAAGUUCAACAAGGCCCAAACAUUAAAAAAAAAUCUAAUAAGAGAAUAACAACAAUAACUGAAAGAUCUUCUAAAGCUGACUGCUUUAAGUGGUUUGCAACCAGCUGCCGUAGUUUUUUGCACGCGAAUCUUACAUUUUAAUUGAAAGAAAACGCUUGCAGCAAAUAAUGCAUAUACGCUAUAACUAUGCAACAUUCUCAUUAGCUGCAAACUCGUAAUAUGGCUGGUGAGGCUGCAGCUAGCGCCAUGCAGUCCUUUCACACGCGCUGCGGUCGUUCCAUAACGCUCGGAAAUGGGAAUCGGUCCGCACAGCGUUCGAUGCGAAAUUUUAGCCAUGCGCUCGUGUUCAGCGCAGAGCCCCUUGUGGAUGAUGUGCUCUUCGAGGUGGUCAUUGAGAAGAAGAAUCACUCCUGGGGCGGCAGCAUUGAGAUUGGCGUCACAUCCGAGUCUCCCGAAGAUUUGGAAUUGGUCGCCUGCGCCACGGCCAUGCGGAAUGGUACCUGGGUAAUGUCUGGUAUUGAUGUGCGCAAGGAUGGCCGACGUUUGUUGGAGUAUUAUGGGACGGAUCUCGAAACACUUAACGAAAAUGAUCGUGUUGGAGUAAUGCGCACCUCCAGCCAUGAGCUCGUUUUCUAUGUCAAUGGUGAAUCUCAGGGUGUGGCCGCCAAGAACAUGCCAAAGCCACUGUGGGCCCUUGUCGAUCUCUACGGGCGCUGUGUGCAAGUGUCCCUAUGUCCCACGGAUGCGAGCACUUCCAUGAACAGCAGCAGCGAGCUGUUGGACUCGCCUUUGCAGCAGCCACUGCAGCAAGUUAUCCAGAAUUUGGACGUGCCUAUGAGCGUCGAUGUCAGCGUGGUGGAUAGCAGCAACAUUGACGCCCUCACACGGCUUAAUCUCAAUGCCAAUGCCAGCUGCAGCUCCAGCAGCGGCAUCGGCGAAUUCUACGAUGUUAAUGAUCGCUUGCGUUUUCAUACGCGUUGCGGCUCCUUGGUCAAAUUGUUGCCCAAUUUCCGCUCGGCAGAGCGUCGUCGACCGCUGGAUGAGUUCAACAAUGGCGUCGUCAUGACACAUCGUCCACUGCGCGACAACGAACUGUUCGAGAUACGCAUUGACAAACUGGUAGACAAAUGGUCGGGCUCCAUUGAGGUGGGCGUCACCACGCACAAUCCGACGGUGCUGCACUUUCCAGCCACAAUGACGAACAUGCGCAGCGGCACCAUCAUGAUGUCCGGCUGUGGCAUAUUAACCAAUGGCAAGGGCACGCGCCGACAGUACGGCGAAUUUAAUCUUGACGAGCUGCGCGAGGGCGAUCGUGUGGGCAUGAUGCGCAAGUCAAACAGCAACCUGCACUACUACAUCAAUGGCCAGGAUCAGGGCGUGGCAGCGACACGCGUGGCCGCCACACUAUGGGGCGUUAUCGAUCUGUAUGGCAUGACCAUCAAAGUGACCAUUGUCGACCGAGACGAGCGUGAGCAACAGAAUUUAGUCACCAGAAGGAACAAUAUUGUCGCCGGCAUGGCCAUGGGCUGCAGUCACGGUCAGUCUGGCACGCCCACGCUGAGUCUUCUGAGCCCGGAGAGCGAAAUGAACGUGGCCGGCGCAGCUGGCGGGCUAAGCGAAACUAUAUCCAGCACACGCGCCAUAGCACGCAACGAUGAUCGCCUCACAUUUCAUCACAUUUGCGGCAGUCAUGCCACGGUCACGCAGAGUGGACGCACUGCGCUCCGGCCCAACGCUGCUGAUGAUUUUAAUAACGGCGUAGUGCUAACACGUCGUCCAUUGCGUCCCAAUGAGCUGUUCCAGGUACGUCUCGAGCGUGUGGUCACCAAAUGGGCCGGCUCUGUUGAAAUGGGCGUAACCACACACACAGCCGAUGAGUUGGACUUUCCAUUUACCAUGACAAACGUGCGUUCCGGCACCUGGAUGAUGACUGGCAAUGGUGUCAUGCAGAAUGGCGUGACUGUGAUCGAACAGUAUGGCCAGAACCUGGAUCGCCUCCAGGUGGGGGAUCGUGUGGGCGUUGUGCGCAAGGAUGAUGGCACUCUGCACUUUUGGGUGAAUGGUGUUGACCAGGGACCCGCUGCCACAAAUGUGCCGGAGCGCGUCUACGGUGUGAUUGAUUUGUAUGGCCAAGCAGCGCAGGCGAGCAUCGUCGACACCUCGGAGUGCGGCAGCCCAGACACGGGCAACUCAACCAUUUCCAACACAACGCUGUACAGCGAGGUGCCGCUGCGAUUUCACAAUAUUCACGGUGCCAACGCGGGCAUCUCCAAUAGCGGCCUGACUGCCUCGCGCCCCAACUCGUUGGCGGAGUUCAAUGACGCCAUUGUGUUCAGCAAUCGGCCGUUGCGUAAUCGUGAACUGUUCGAAGUGGAGCUGGAAACGAUGGUGCGCCACUGGUCGGGCAACAUUGAGAUAGGCGUGACAGGCACGCGACCGGAGGAUAUACAAUUGGCGCCCAAUGCGACCGAUUUGGAGGCUAAUGAUACCAUCAUUCUGUGCGGUCCCAUGAUCUUUCACAAUCGCAAAAGCAUACGCACCAAUGUGCUCAUCGAUCUGGACACUCUUGGCACGGGCACACGAGUCGGGGUCAUGCGCAAUGGCGACUUCAUACACUUCUUUGUGGAUGGCAUGGACCAGGGUCCCGCUGGGGAGUGCCAUGCGCCCAACAUUUGGGCCAUCAUUGAUCUCUACGGACAGUGCGCACAGGUCAGCCUGACGCAAACACAGCUGGACAUACGUGCUCCGUAUGCCACCAGCGAGAACUCGCAGAGCUGCCAGGCCACGUCCGUUAUACAGCAUCCGGCGUUGGAGACCAAACACCGCUGGACAUUCAUUUCGGGCAAUGUCGUGCUUACCAAGGAUUGGACAGAGGCCUCCCGAUAUACUGGCUCUACUGCUGCCCUGUCGCACAGCCUGGUCUUCUCCGAGCAUCCCUUGAGUGUGGGCUCGCCUUUUGAAAUAAAACUGACCUCUAUUAAUCCCAUGUAUGCCGGCUGCCUCAGCAUUGGCAUCACAGAUCUCAACCUGGCCGAUGAAACCGUGCGCAAGAAGCUGCCCACGAGUCUUAAGCGCAUUCCCGCCAACGUUUGGUAUGUGAGCGGCAAUGAGGUGCGCUUCAAUUCCAGCUGCCUGCAGCGUUCGCUGGCGUCCCUUGAGUGGCUGCGUGUGGACGAUCGCAUCACACUGGAACGCGUGGAGAACGCGGUGAACAUACUGCUCAACUCGGAGAACGUGAAUAUUCAAUUUCAUAAUGUGCCCAACAAUGUGUAUGUGGUUGCCGAGCUGCUCGGCUCGACCAUGGCCGUUCAGGUGAUCUCUACACAAAUGCCCGCAUCGCCGUUGCGGCCGUGCAGUCUACGGCUGCAGGAUUCCAUGGACUUUGGCAUGGAUCCUCUAAACAAGCAGGACAGCUCAAUGCUGGAGUCCAUCGAUUCAGAGGCGCAGAACUAUGAAUUUGUGGACAUAUCCAAUAAGCAUGUGCGUCUCUCCGACGAUCGACGCAGCGCCUCCAGAAGCAAAUCCUUCAACCAGGCCAUUGUCUAUCUCAACAAACCGUUGUGCAAGGGCGAAAGCAUUAGCAUCAAAGUGGACGCGAUAAACAAUAAAUGGAAGGGCACUCUCAGCCUGGGUGUGAUGGCCACGUGUCCUCAGGCGCUGGCGGUGCCCAUAUCGCUGCUCAACUGCAAGCGCAGCUGCUGGCUGGCCACACACGACUACAUCAACAUCAAUGGCCAGGUAAUGGCCUCCAAAUACGGCGAAGCUCUUGAGCAAAUACAGGUGGGCACCGUGAUUACCCUGUCGCUCACACACGCCGGCAUGCUGAUCAUCAUGGUUGGCUCCACGAAUCUAGAGGAUCUGGCCAGCGGUUUGCCCGGUCAUGUGUAUCCGAUCUUCGAUAUAUACGGAAAGUGCGAGAAAAUCACAUUGCUAACGGGAAAUGAUGCCACACGCACUGGCAAUGCCAACGGCACGCCAAUCUUGGAGGCACCUGAAGCACUGGAGCUGGACAAUAUGCCGCAACAGUGCGAGAAGGCGCAUUUGGAAAUGCACGAAAAGGAGAAGGACACGGAGCAAUUGAGCGAUAGCGCCAGAGAGCUGCCCACGGGUGCCUCAACCUCAGCUGCCGCCAAUGUCAUGACUCGUUCGGUUAUGGAGAGCGUCUCGGAGAAUCUCCUGCUAAACAUCUCUAUUAAAAAUCGCACUCUUGAACAGCAGCGAAAUGAACUGGGCGGCUCAUCGUCCACGUGUUGCUUGCGCGAGUCCUUGCAGCUGCAGCACAACACGAAUCUAAAUAUUCAGCGAAGUCAGAGUACUCAACGAUUUCAGAACUCGCUGAAUACCUCAACAGGUGGUGGUGGUGCCAGCACUUCUAAUGCAGCGUGUCAGGCGCAUGCAUCAAGCGCCGUUUACGAUACGAACAAGGAGUAUGAUGAGCAGUUGUUAUGCUCCAAUGUGGUUGCUCCAGCUAUGGUCGCCUCGCACGAAUCGGAGCACAGUGAGAACAACGCAGAGGCAGUUGUGGAGGCAGUCAAUGAACGGGAACUGUCCAGCGAGCCUGACAAUGCGCUGGAGGAUGAUGAGAUUGAUUAUAUGAAUCAUUUGUUGCUGCUACAGCAGCUUCAACAAAAUGAAUACACACGCAUGCAGCAUCAUUUGUUGCCGGACCAAAUGUCGCUGCUCAAUCUGGAUCUCUCUUCGCUAAACUCCUUGGAAUCGGAAGCUAAUUCCAUGGGCAAUGGCCGGGAAUCGUUGCGUACAGCAGCAGCGGGGCUGGAGCAAAACGAUUGCGAGUAUUUGAAACAGGUGAAACGUUUCUGUGCCUCCCUGGUGCUGCCCCAGGCCUUUUUCGACAUACGCCUCGAGCCGAUCUGUUUCUGCUCCAUGUGCAGUUGGAGCGUCAACGGCCUCGGCGACAAGUUGGAAGGCUGGGUCUACUUCAAGCUAAAUCAGCAAACGGUAAAUGCGCUUAGCACAUCAACAUCGUCCGCUGCCGGCUCAUCGGCGGCUCAGGUGCAUUUGGAUCUGAAUGGUGAUUGGCUGCCCUUCUACUACAUGACACGCGUGGAUAAAAUACGCGCUAUCUUAGAUCGUGGACAGCCGCUGCCGCUUGAAAUGGACGAGGACACGGUAGCUACCACGCACAAGGAUGAGCCUGGCACCCGUUUAGAGCUCUACUACUCGCCCAAUGCAACAGUUAUUGAACCGGUGCUACCGCAGCAUCAUUAUGUUUCGGAUCAGGGCGUGCAUCGCAUUUCCACCUCUUUCGAGGUGUAUGUGCGUCGUCAAUCGAUCUCUGGCGUCACCACGGGCAAAGCAGCCACCGAGGCGAAGCGGCGCAGCAUGCAUACGACCGAUAAUGAGGCAACCAAUGAUGGCGGAUCGUCGGGUGGCGCUGCUGGCGGCAACGGCUGCAACAGCUCUGGCACUUUGAACGAGUCCUCUGUGCAUCUGCUCAACGAUUUGUGCUGGUUUACCAAAGAGGCAGGCGCCUGCAUUAUUAAUGCAUUAAUUAUUAAAUUAGACCGCAUCGAGGAGCCUGCAAGCGAAACCUAAUUAGAUUAUCUACGCAUAGAUAAUAUUUAUACACUAGUCACCAGCUCGCAGCCUAAUUAACUAUUUAUAUCGUAUAAAGUAUAUGAUAAUAAUACUCGCUAGUUUUCCACGCAUACGCAUUCCCCCUUUAUAAACAUGUUUUGUAUUGUAAGUGCAUAUGAAUCUCCAAAUAUAAUUACAAUGUUACUCCUAACCCGAA